This is a messenger RNA of Monopterus albus (swamp eel), 1975 nucleotides long. It is a transcript of the gene slc43a3a, whose product is annotated as solute carrier family 43 member 3a. The transcript is spliced from 13 exons. Bases 364 to 1899 code for a protein of 511 amino acids. Lineage: Eukaryota; Metazoa; Chordata; Actinopteri; Synbranchiformes; Synbranchidae. The record is from RefSeq and is a predicted model, not a curated record.
CUGACCAUAAACUACAUCUCCCACAAUGCACGUCGAAGUAUUGCAAAAAGACUGCAGUGUUUAGCACCCCGCAUUUAACCAGCAACUUCCCGAUAAGUGAGAUGGAGAAAUACCAACAAUUAAUCCCAACAUGUCCAAGAAGAGAAAGGUUGAUGCAGAAGGAAGGCAAUUUAACGAAAGAAACAUUUAUAGAGCAGAGACCUGAAGUUCCCUGGACAAGCUGAGCAAAACUCUAGAAACAGUCUGCUUAAGAAGACACUGUAGGAACAGAAAACCACAGAGGAAACAACUUUCUCAGCGGAUCCAGCCUAUACUGGAAACACCGUUUGCCCCUUUUGGAGCCCUACGGACAGGAAGUGAAUUAUGCAGAGGAACGAGGCUGGUACCAGGCCACGCUACUGGCUGACUCUGGCCUCAGGGAUGCUGGAGUGUCUGUGCUUUGCCGGAGCAGUGUUUGGUUAUGCCUCUCUGGUGUUUGUGCUGAAGGACGAUGGAUAUUUCAGCCAGCUCUGUGUCAGCAUCCCAGGUACCAACGACACCCUGAACAGUACAGACUGUAGCAGACAGGAUGAGCAGUUCUCCCUGGUCUUCACCAUCGCCUCAUUCCUCAACAACUUCUCGACUAUAGUCAAUGGCUAUAUAUUUGAUCAGUUUGGCACCAUGGUGGCCAGGCUGCUGGGAAUAUCUCUGUAUACUACUGGAACCCUUCUUGUGGCCUUCUCUAGUGCAGCAUUGUCAGCGCUGCUCUUUCCUGCCUUGUCCUGCAUUGCUGUGGGAGGAAUUCUGCUCCUUCUAACUAACAUACAGGUGGGCAACCUGUUCACCACUCACCGCUCCACCGUCAUCACCGUCUACAAUGGGGCCUUUGACUCCUCCGCAGCUGUGUUUUUCAUCAUCAAGGUGCUAUAUGAACAGGGAGUCUCUCUCUGCUCCUCCUUUGUUUUUUUGUCAUUCUGUAGCAUCAUACAUGUUUUGAGAACCUUUCUGCUGAUGCCGAAGAGCCACAUCCCCUACCCUCUGCCUGAAAACUACACCUAUGGACUAACUUGUGGAAAGGCCAACACUUACAAUGUGAAGAAGUUUGAAAGCAUGAAGGACUGUGCAAUGACAGUUUUACAGGAGUCGAGUGGGAUGGAUAACACAGCACCAGCACCUGAGGAAAGUACAAAGGCCCAAGACUCAGGAGUGGCGAGUUUCCGGAGCUGCGUGCUGUCCUGGCUCUUCCUGUGGCACCUGCUGUGGCUGUCCAUAAUACAGCUGAGACACUACCUCUUUAUCGGAACGCUCAACCCCAUGCUCAACCGGCUGGCCAACAAUGACCCCAACCAGGUUAGUCAGUACACCAAUGCAUUUGCCAUUACCCAGCUGUGUGGAGUGCUCUGUGCACCCUGGAAUGGACUCAUCAUGGACAGACACAGGGGAAAACCUCUGUCUCCUGGAGAAUCAGAGCGGGAGGCAGACCUGCGCUCCUCCUGUCUGUCUCUGUUCCUGACCUCCCUGCAGUGCCUGCUCUUCUCUGUGUGUGCUUCUGUUCCUCUCCUGCCGCUGCAGUACCUCACAUUUAUUCUGCAAGUUCUCAAUCGCUCCUUCCUUUACGGCGGAAACGCAGCCUUCCUCAGCAUUGCUUUUCCAGCCUGUCACUUUGGGAAGCUCUACGGCCUGGUGAUGUCUGUGUCUGGUGUCAUCUCUCUGCUGCAGUACCCUUUCUUCACCCUGGUCAGAGGAGCUCUGGGCGGAGACCCUUUGUUUGUGAACAUUGCUCUGAUCCUCCUCACUCUGCAGGCGUUUAUCCAUCCUGUCUACGUCUUCAUCCACUGCAGGAAACUAGCCCGCCACAGGGAAGACGCUGCCCAGAAUAAAGCCACCUAUGGCUCCACACUGGAUGAAACCAAAUUAUAGAGGGAUAAUAAAACAAAUGUUUGUCAUUGUCUAGAUCUUUUACUUUUCAGGUUCUGUAUGCUUCUGUUAAUUUUUA